Molecule: messenger RNA, 3483 nt
Organism: Chaetomium globosum CBS 148.51
Lineage: Eukaryota; Fungi; Ascomycota; Sordariomycetes; Sordariales; Chaetomiaceae
Exons: 3
Coding region: 1-3483 (1160 amino acids)
Biological process (GO): regulation of Rab protein signal transduction
Cellular component (GO): cytoplasmic vesicle
Source: RefSeq, a predicted model, not a curated record
AUGGAGAACUCUUCCACACCGCUCGCCGACUACUUCUGGAUUGCCGGGAUAGAGCACGUCACCUACGAUGAUGGCUCGACGCCUCAGCAACCCCAGCAACUCGAUGAUACGAUCGUCGAAGAUGGCGAGGGAGAGGACACCGAUAGCUCGGCAGCGACCCCCUCGCGUGCUACGGCUCGGCAUUCCCGCCAAAGCUCAGCCAACCGCUUAUCCACCUUGUCCAAACUCUCCCUAUCGCCCUCCAUUUCAGGUGGCGAUAGCCGACCGCUAGAGGACAUUGACGGCAACACGAGGAGCAACCGCAGCAGCGCGACCAUCCGGCCCAUACCCCCGCCCAACUUUAGCGGUGCAAAUACCAACGGAAAUGGGUUUGCCGAUCUGAACGGCUUUGGCGGAGGAGCGGGGAUCGGAUUCGACGGUUUCCCCGCCGGCUUCGACUUUGAUGAAGCUCUCCUCAAGUUCGCCGCGGAGCGGGAAAACUUCCUCGACGAUCUCAGCUUCACCGCCGGCGCAAAGAUCCACACGAGGCCCCCAAUGGUCAACCCGAGAGCUGAUAAGUUGAGGGCUGAGGAUGCCGACGCGAGUGGGAGGAAGAGCCCUCUUAGGAGCAUCGGUGGCAGCAUCCGCCGCAAGAUGAGUUUUAGGGAUAUGAGCAGCGUGAGGAAGCAGCCCAUGCCCCCAAGAGCGGCUUCCGUUCGCACGGCGAAGCGUCUAAGCAACUACAACUCGGUUAUCCCCCCUCCCGAGCCGCUAAACCUAGACCCCGACAUGCACCCGCUUAAGAGGCGGUUCGAGCCGGUCUUGCUCGACAGGUAUCCCCAACGAGAUGCCUCGCCGGACGAGUUGGCCAGGCGGGGCAAGUUCCCAGACUACGUACCCAUGUUCGCCUUCCCCAACGACAUCCAGAUUGUGUCUUCAGACGAGCGCCCUCGUUCGACUUGGCACGGGUUUACCAUGACCUCGGACGACAAUUCCAAGAUCUACGGAAUCACCAUUAUUGUUUGGGCGGCGCUGAACGCGGAGGUGGCCGAAGAGGUUGAGAAGCGGUGCGAGCUGUGGCGGCAACGGCACAUGAGCAACGAGGAAAGGGAGCUCGCUGCCAGUCUGGGGGGCCGCCUCGCUGCGGAUCGCGCACAUCUAUCUCAGCUGCUGGCACAACUCGGCACCGUGCCCUCGGGUUCGGCGGCGCGAGACUCUAUCGACGAAGAAAUCAGCGCCGUCGAAGAGAAGAUUGCGCUCAUGACAGAGAUGUUGAGGCCGCUAAGGCACGGCGCCGCGUCCAAGAUCGACGGCCUUACGGCGGGUGAGACUGGCCUCUGGACACCACGAGCGUUCGGGAUUCUUGGUAGAGACCCUGCCAAGAUGGGCUUUUGGAAAGAGUGGCUCAGGGCGGUGACUGUGCCCAUGACCGACGGCGCCGUAAUGCGGAUCUCGCCGAGCUCUCCCAAGGUUGGCCGUUGGCAGCCGUUAGAGCGCUACGUCAUCAACCUCUGCACUGAGGCUUUCAGCCCCCUGAGUUCACUGACCCAAGUGGAGUUGGGCGUGCGGGAGUUGCGGCUGUAUGCACGGAAGGAAGCGGCCAACGAGAUCCCGGGAUCGAGAACUAUCGACAUCUACGCCCUUUUCAGGUGCUUGUCGUUGGAGAAUAUCGUCCUCCUCCUCGAAUGCGCCAUGUCCGAAGCCCGCAUCAUAUUCCUAUCGUCCCACACCGGCAUGCUACAUCUCGCGUGCCAUGCCCUCGCAAACCUCCUUUAUCCUCUGAAAUGGGCGAGCAUCUUCAUCCCGGUGUUGCCCGCCCGGCUUAUAUCUGCCCUCGAGGCGCCCUGCCCAUACAUCGUCGGAGUGGAGAGACGGUACGAGAAGAUCGAGCUCCCCGACGAUGAUUAUGUGCUCGUGGACCUCGACAGGGACUCCAUCGACGCCACGGCGCAUCCGGUCAGCUUGCCGCGACAACACCGACGGAAGCUUCUCUCGUUGCUCCAGGUUGCUGCCCCUCACCGCUUGCGGUACGGGGUUACAGCUGGGCCUCCUCCGUAUGCUGUCGAGGCCUUCCCAUAUGAUGCUUUUUCGGCCGAGGCCGAGACAAUCUUCAACCCGAGCACUGUCAAGAGCUCGCUAGGCAAAUGGGUGACACAGAAUUCGUCCACGUUUGGCGAACCAGACCCUCCCAGCUCGAUCCGCACCCCCCUCUUCAACGCCUUUGCCAAGGCGAAGGUCGACCCGAGCAAGAUGGAGAGGCCGACUACGUCCAAGUCGAGCAAGGGCAGCCCUCCGUCGUCUGUGUCGCCCGUCUCGAUGCACUUCCCGCCGAUGCCCACAACUCCCGUGUCGCGUAGCGACUCCGGAUUUGCCCAGACGCUUAGAGAAAAGCGGUCGGGGCACUUCGACGAUAAGUCUAGGCGCAGCUCGUCGUUCGGCAUGGAUAGGCACCAUCCGUCCAUGCACCGGCCAAGCCUUCCCUUCCUCAACGGACACAGCCAAAACCUGUCGAUAUCGGCCAUCUCGGUCGACUCGCAGUCGUCAUUCGGAGGCUACGCACCUUCAACGUACGCACAGUCGACAAUUGCUGCGUCAACCAUCAUGCCCAACAUGACGGUUCAGCCAGUGCGGAACACAGAGAACACGGUUUGGGUGGAAGGCCACUGCUUCAAGUGGACAGCCUCUGAACUCAACUCGACCUGCACGAUCUGCGAGGAGAGGUCAGAAGGGGACGGCCUUUAUAAAUGCAAUGGGUGCAACUGCCUCUCUCACAAUCGGUGUCUCGGGUUCGUCUCGCUGGUAUGUCCCGAGGCGUUCCACCCCGAUCGCGUGCGGGCAGCGUUUGUGCGUUGUAUGGCCAGCCUCUUGUACACCUACCGCAAGCACCUCGGCCGGCCAACCAGGGAGCAAAAGUCCAACGGCCAACUCUACGCCUUUGAGAUGGAUGCCUUCAUCCGCAGCCUGCCGUACGACCAGCAAGAGUACGCCACCAUGAUGCGGGACACCCAAGCCUUCAACGAGUUCAUCCACGAACGCGAGCGACAGCCCGCCACGGACCCAUCCAUCCGCCUCUUCGACGAGAUCAUCCUCGCCAAGAAGGCCCGCGGCCGCCCCGUCUUCUCGUCUGGCCUCUCGCGCCUCUCCACGCUACGCGGCGCCCACGGCCUGUACCCGGGCAGCUCCAGCGGCGGCGGCUUCACGGCCCCCAACGCCGCCGCUGCCGCCGCCGCAGGCCGCGCCGCCAAAAUCCCCGGCUACCUGUCCGACACGACCGACCACAUCUGGCGCACCGCGUCCGUGCCCGUGCCGUCGGCCAAGUUCCAGGGCGAUUACAGGAGCGUCGUCACGCGCGUCCCGCUGCGCCUGGAUUCGGCGCUGAUGCGCCAGCCCCGCGCCAUUCAGGGCGUUCCGCGGCCUACGGAACAGGGCAAGGCCAAGAAGCUGGUCAGGAAGCAGGUGGCUAGUAUGCUUGGUCCGCCGGCGGGGUUUAAGGUGCCCGAGUGA